Messenger RNA from Dryobates pubescens (Downy woodpecker), 597 nucleotides. RefSeq names its product spermatogenesis associated 46 (gene SPATA46). The transcript is spliced from 2 exons. The record is from RefSeq and is a predicted model, not a curated record. Lineage: Eukaryota; Metazoa; Chordata; Aves; Piciformes; Picidae. The coding region runs from base 1 to 597 and encodes 198 amino acids. Gene Ontology annotation, biological process: fertilization. Gene Ontology annotation, cellular component: nuclear membrane.
AUGGCAUGGGCCCUUUCCUCCACAGCCUGUGGCCCUGCAGAGGUGCCAGAGAGCGAGCUCCCUGCCUGUGCCGAUGUCAUCUACCGGCCCUGGUUCUCGCCCUACAGCUACCUCAUAAGCACCAAAGCAGCCACCCAGCAGUCCCCGAGAAGCCUUUCCUCCAGCUUGGCUGCCACCACCACCACCCCCCCGCAGGAGCAGGAGGAGCUCGAUGACCUCUCAGAGGCCGUCUGCUCCUCCAGCUCCUCCGACAAGGCCCAGCCCCCCGAGAGGGAGCGGCCGGCCGGCAGCAGAUCCAGCAUCACCCUCCAGGACAUCCUGACCGCCUCGCAGCAGCAGCCCCUGCCGCAGCAGGGCUACAAGUGCAUGUCCUGCUGCCGAGUCUUCCCCAUGCUUUGGUCGGUGCAGGCUCACAUCCAGAACAGCGCCCAGGAGGGCUACAGCUGCAAGGUGUACUACCGCAGGCUGAAGGCGCUGUGGGAGAAGGAGCAGAGGGAGCAGGAGCUGCAGCCUGCCCGGGGGCACCGCCGCAGCCCCGGAGCCGAGCGGCGGCCGCGGGAGGGCACUGCUCCAUCGCUCCUGCCGGCGCCACAAUAA